Messenger RNA from Schistocerca serialis cubense, 987 nucleotides. RefSeq names its product fructosamine-3-kinase-like. The transcript has 6 exons. Bases 121 to 705 code for a protein of 194 amino acids. Lineage: Eukaryota; Metazoa; Arthropoda; Insecta; Orthoptera; Acrididae. The record is from RefSeq and is a predicted model, not a curated record.
AUUUUUGACAAUCCAGUGUUUACUCCUUUGUGAAAAAGAAGUGGAAGAAGUUGGGAAAGUAAAUUGCGGAAGCAUUACUUUCGCAUCUUCAGCCUCAACUAUUUGAAAGAGGGCUUGAUAAUGCCUGUUUUGAACGAUGCAGCAGAAACUGCGAUAAAAGAAGCACUGAAAACAGCUACACUCGAGAAAACUACAAAACUUUCUAGUGAUGGUGUGAAUAAAGGAGAAGCAUAUUUGACAGAUAAAGGUGUUGUUUACAUUAAGCAAAAUAUAACACCACAGGCAAGGGAGAUAUUUGAUUGUGAAUAUGAAAGUCUAGAAGCUAUUGCAGCAACAAACAUAAUACAUGUCCCAAAGCCUCUUGCAAUUGUGGACAAUCGCUUGGGUGGAGCUUUGUUUGUUUCAGAGUAUAUUGAUAUGAAAACACUGAACCAGUUCUCUCAAGAACUUGGGCAGCAAUUGGCAAGAUUACACCUGCAUAAUGCUGUUCUGGGCAAACAAAAAAUCAAAGGAUUUGUAGGGAAGGAGGAAAAUGUCCAAUUUGUAAAAGAAUUUGGUUUCCAUGUUAAAACACGAUUUGGGAACACACUUUUGGAAAAUGAAUGGUGCAGUGACUGGCCUACCUUUUUCGUGAGACACAGACUCAGUCAUCAAUUUAGAUUACUUGAGGAGAAUUAUGCAGAUGCUGAGGCACGAGAACUGUGAUCACAGCUACUUAGGAAACUACCACAGUUUUUUGAAGGAGCAGAUAUAAAACCAUCGUUAUUGCAUGGGAACUUACAAAGAGACAAUAUUGCGGAAACUAACACUCAUCCAGUCACUUUUCAUCCAGCAUCUUUUUUUGGUCAUCAAGAUUUUGAUCUGGUUACUUCACAAAUGUAUGGUGGUCUUGGACAAGCAUUCUAUAAUGCGUAUUAUGACAUAAUACCUAGGGCCCUGGGUUCAAGAAAAAGGAAUCAGAUCUAUAAAUUAUUUCAUCUCCUAAAU